Messenger RNA from Toxotes jaculatrix (banded archerfish), 3159 nucleotides. RefSeq names its product L-amino-acid oxidase-like. The coding region runs from base 1433 to 3016 and encodes 527 amino acids. Gene Ontology annotation, biological process: amino acid catabolic process. The transcript is spliced from 8 exons. The record is from RefSeq and is a predicted model, not a curated record. Lineage: Eukaryota; Metazoa; Chordata; Actinopteri; Toxotidae. Gene Ontology annotation, molecular function: L-amino-acid oxidase activity; polyamine oxidase activity.
AAAACUAACCAGGCUUCGUUUAUCAGCAUCUUCAAAUACAAGGAGCACGUUUACAAAUUUACCAACAGGAAAAAGCUGAGUUUCCUGUUUGAGUGUUUACAUGAAGGCUGUUUAAGAAUGAGACACGUUCUCUACAUGUGAAAAGACGUGUGUGUGUGUGUGUGUGUGUGAGUGUGUGUGUACAGUAUCUGCUCUGUUAGCUGUUUCCUUCAGUCUGUAGGAACCAGUGCAGCUGAUGCAGUGAACGCCGCCGUGACAGAAACAGGAGAAAGGUUCUGCACUCUGAUUUCAGAAGUACAGAUCACAACAUCUACAGUCUCAACUCAACUAACUGAAACUGAUAAAAACUCAUUUAUUGAAUGAUAAUGACCUGAAGUCCUGAGUGAGUGAUGAUGAACGAGGAAGCAUGUCGUGUUCACUGGUUUACAAACCAGCACAAAGCUGCUCUAAUGUAUAAAUAAUGUAGAAUGAUAAUGGAACAGUGACCUCAGAUUUGUUUGUGUGCACUGGGGCAGGUGGUAAACCUGUCUGUACACUGUGUGUAUACAUGGGAAACUGAAAGCGCUUUAAGAUGGAAAAAUGUGGCUCGUCUUCAUUAAACCUUCAUCUGAACUGUGUGUGUGUUUAGCAGGUAUCAGGUUUUUAUGGUCUCACAGUGAAACCACGUUGUUCCAUCUGCUUUGUCUGUUCACGGCUGUGAAACCACCGAGCAGACGAGCGGAGCUGCUGCAGCUUUGCUUGCUCUCACUGUGGUGAACCUCUAACACACUGAGUCUGUGGCCAGCAGCAGAUUAUUCCUGUGAACAUGAGAAAGAGUCGAAUGAAAGUCCAGCGGUUGCUGUUGCUGCGUUUCACAGAUGUUUUCUCUGUUGACUUUUUUUUCUGACUUUUCUGCAAAGUUUCACAGAUCUAAAUGCUUGUGUGAGCGACGGGGCCUUGGAGGAAAGAUGUGUGAUUAAAACUCAGCUGAUCAGUUCGUUCCACAGACUCUGAAAUUCCACAUCUGUCAAUACAGUGUCAGAGUGAAAGUAUUUCUGUCUGACAAACAGAAGCUGUGGAGCUGCCACACCUACAUGUGGCUGAGGACACAACGCUGAGGUUGUGGUUAAUAAGUGACAUUCAGUUCAUCUUUGGCUGGAUUCCCCUUAAAUGAGAUGACACACACUCCUGAUGAUGGUGAUGAUGAUGAUGAUGGUGAUGAUGAUGAUGAUGGUGGUGAUGUGUUUUCUGAUCAUGAGACCCGACUGGUUAUUCUAGAUCAUCUGAUUUUCAGGAGAAAAAAAAAAAGUGCCAUUUGAAGUCAAACGGGACAAACAGGGAAAAACUCCGGCUCAGACAGAGAGUAUAUAAGACGGCUGUUCACUCCAGGUCACUGCUGCUUCCAUAGCUAAGCUCCUGAAAAGUGACACCAAAGAAGGAGGGAAGACACACAAUGACUCAGACGGAGCUGAAAUGGAAAUUUUUUGCUGUCAGUGUCCUGCUGUUCACACUGUGCCACGGCCACACAGCUGCUGUCAGCCUGAAGGAACAGCUGGCCGAUUGUCUGGAGGACAAAGACUACGAGGAGCUGCUGCAGACUGUGAAGACCGGCCUCCCGCACAUAAACACGUCCCAUCAUGUCGUGAUUGUUGGAGCUGGCAUGGCUGGACUGACGGCCGCCAAGCUGCUGCAGGACGCAGGACACAAGGUAACCAUCUUAGAGGCAAGCGAUCGUGUUGGAGGACGAGUGGAGACUCACAGGAAUGAAAAAGAGGGCUGGUAUGCUGAACUGGGGGCCAUGAGGAUCCCAAGCUCUCACCGCAUAGUUCGUUGGUUUGCUCAAAAGCUGGGGGUCAAGCUGAAUAAAUUCAUCAUGGCUGAUCCCAACACCUUUUACCUGGUGAACGGGCUGCGGGAGAGGACGUACACAGUGCAAAAAAACCCGGACGUCCUCAAGUACGAGGUGCUGGAAAGCGAGAAACACAAGUCGGCCGACGAGCUGCUACAGCUAGCUCUGCAGAAGGUGAAAGACGAAGUGGAGGCUCAUGGCUGCAGGGCCGCGCUGAUAAAAUACGACCAUUACUCUGUGAAGGAGUAUCUGAAAGAAGAAGGAGGCCUGAGUUCAGAAGCAGUGAGAAUGAUCGGAGACCUGCUGAACGAGCAGAGCCUUAUGUACACGGCGCUGAGCGAGAUGAUCUACGAUCAGAGUGACAUCAACGACAACACCACGUACGAUGAAAUAACCGGUGGGUCGGACCUUCUCCCCAAAGCUUUCCUCAGUGUACUUGAUGUCCCCAUCCACCUCAACUCCAAGGUCAAGUCCAUCACCCAGUCAGAUCAGGGUGUCAGUGUAUGGUAUCAGACGGGUCAGCAGUCCUCUCUGACGAACCUUGCAGCAGAUGUCGUCCUGGUAACAACCACAGCCAAAGCGGCCCUCUUCUUGGACUUUGAGCCACCUCUGUCCAUCAGAAAGAUGGAGGCCCUGAAGGCGGUGCACUAUGACAGCUCCACCAAGAUCAUCCUCACCUUCAAAGAAAGGUUCUGGGAGGAGGACGGCAUCCGAGGAGGAAAGAGCAUCACCGACCGGCCCACUCGUUACAUCUACUACCCCAGCCACAGUUUCCAAACAAACCAGACCAUCGGCGUCCUUCUGGCUUCCUACACCUGGUCUGACGACUCCCUUCUCUUCCAGGGAGCGAGUGAUGAAGACCUGAAAGAGCUGGCUCUGAGAGAUCUGGCACAGAUCCACGGCAAGAAGGUCUGGUCUCUCUGCACGGGGGUGGUGGUGAAGAGGUGGACCUUGGACCCUUACAGUCUUGGCGCCUUCGCUCUCUUCACACCCUACCAACAUUUAGAAUAUGCCAGGGAGCUCUUCAGAAGCGAAGGCAGGAUUCACUUUGCUGGUGAACACACAGCCUUCCCUCACGCCUGGAUCGAGACGGCUAUGAAAUCUGCAAUCAGGGCGUCUGCAAACAUUAACAAAGCAGCGCUACUGAAUUCAGAGUCAGCUAACUCUCCAGUGCGAGAUGAGCUCUAGAGUCUGAGCAACUAAAUAUCAUGGCAUUAAUAAAAUAUAUAUAUAUCACUUUUAUUGAAUAUUAAUCAACACAACCUGUCUGUGAGAUAUGACAUGCUUGUUUCAGAAUGAUUUAACAAAGAAGAAUAAAUGUUUUUAAUAAA